This is a messenger RNA of Tuber aestivum (summer truffle), 3311 nucleotides long. The record is from the annotation of a GenBank genome assembly. NCBI's taxonomy places the organism in Eukaryota, Fungi, Ascomycota, Pezizomycetes, Pezizales, Tuberaceae.
UUUCAACAAUAUUUAGUAGAUGCUUGGUCAGUCUGUGACCACAAUAUAUCAGGGUGGAUUCGCAACCAUCAGUCUCAAUUAACUGCAGAUAUCUAUAAGAGACUUACUGCUAGUCUCAUUGCUCAAGACUUUAAUGCUCAGCAGGUAGGACGGCGUAUAAUCCUACCAAGUAGAUAUACUGCCGGUGAUAGAUACAUGCAACAAUUGUAUGAAGAUUCAAUGGCUAUUGUGAGACGCUUUGGACGUCCAACACUCUUUAUCACAUUUACAGCCAAUCCAAAGUGGAAAGAAAUUACAGAUGCACUACUUCUAGGACAAUCUGCAGUAGAUCGACCAGACUUAGUUGCACGAGUCUUUCAUAUAAAACAACAUCAAUUACUAUAUUAGUUAAUACAUCUAAAUAUUUUGGGUUAGUUUUUAGGUUAUGUAUGGACAAUUGAGUAUCAAAAACGUGGUUUACCAGACAUGCAUCUUUGAUUAUUUCUAUAUAAAGAUGAUCAAUUUCUUACACCUGUCAAGAUUAAUGAAAUUGUUUAUGCAGAAAUACCAGAUGCUACUCAAGACCAAGAUGGUGAGAUUGCAGCAAUUGUGAACUCCUCCAUGGUACAUGGACCCUGUGGAUCUCAUUUUCCUAGCUCACCUUGCAUGCAGCCAAAUAGUAGUGGUAUACUCAUAUGCAGUAAGAAUUAUCCUAAGAAAUUUCAGCCUACAACAGCUGUUCAGGAGGAUGGAUACCCUGUUUACCGAAGAAGAAAUGAUGGUAGAUCAAUUGAAAUUUCCACACGACAAGAUACCAGGAAUAAUGAAACUAUUACUAUCAACAAUUGAUGGAUUGUACCAUAUAAUCCCUAUCUCUCCUAGCGCUAUAAAGUACAUAUUAAUGUAGCGGUUUGUGCUUCAAUUCAGGCAAUCAAAUAUAUUCACAAGUAUAUUUAUAAAGGAUCAGAUUGGAGUACUAUUGAGUUGAGAAACAAUGAGGAUAAGGUACAACAGUAUUUACAAGGAAGAUAUAUUGGCCCAACAGAGGCAGUAUAGCGCAUCUUUGAAUUUGGCAUGCAUGAAGCGUACCCAGCAGUUAUGCACCUGGUAAUUCAUCUUCCUGAAGAGCAGCCUGUUUACUUCCAAGAUGGUAUCACAGAAGAAGAGCUACUGAAUCAAAUGGAAUCUGCAUGCUCAACACUUAUGGCAUUUUUGCAAUACAAUACCUUGCAUUCUGAUGGCCACAAAUACCUUUACCAGGGUUUUCCAACAUAUUAUACCUAUAAUAGAUCAAUGCGAGUAUAGUCACCAAGGAAAUCAGGAGUUUCAAUUGGACGAAUAUACCACUGUACUCCAAUUAUGGGAGAAAAGUACUAUUUUCGGCUUUUGUUAACAAUUAUUCCAGGCGCUCAGUCAUAUGAGCAUUUACAUACAGUACAACGUGUUAUACAUUCUACAUUUAAACAUGCAUGUAUUGCAUCUGGCCUGCUUGAGGAUGAUGAGGAAUGGAUACAGUGCGUCAAUGAAGCGAUUCAUUUUGCAAGUGGCAGAUCUUUAAGAACUCUGUUUACAAUAGGUUUGCUUUUUGGUUCUAUUACAGAUCCUCAAAAGCUUUGGGAGCAGUUUCGUUCUAGCAUUUGUGAUGAUCUAAUCUAUACAUUAGAGCAUACUUCCAUUCUAAUUACUCCUUAACAUCUACCUUCUCUGCAUCUUGAUUAUGGCCUUUACCUUAUCUCUCAAAUCCUUGCAGAGUAAGGAAUGCAAUUACAUGACCUUGGACUGACCAGCUAUGAACAUAAUUGGGAUAUAACUGCAGGUAAUGAGUUAAUAGCAAGAGAACUGAACUAUGAUCCAAUACAGGAGAUUUCGCAACAUGAUUAUACCCUUGCACAGCUUAAUGAAGGUCAACAUAAUACCUAUACAUCAAUUUUAUAUUCCAUUGCACCUGGAUUAACCUCAAGUUACUUUUUACCUGGUCCUGCUGGUACAGGUAAAACCUUUUUGUAUAAGGUUUUAUGCAACUAGUUUCGUUCCCAGAGGAAGAUAGUUCUCUAUGUAGCUUCCUCAGGUAUAGCAUCAUUACUAUUACAUGGGGGAAGAAGAUCGCACUCAAGGUUUAAAAUACCUGUUAUAAUAAAUGAAUCCUCUACAUGUGCUAUUUCUCAGAGUUCCUUACUUGCUACAUUAAUGACAGAAACAUCCUUGAUCAUUUGGGAUGAGGUUCCAAUGGAAUACAAAUACUGCUUCGAAGGUGUUAGUUGUACACUGAAUGACAUAUGUGGUGUAGGGAAAAAUUGUCUAUUUGGUAAUAUCCCAAUUGUUUUAGGAGGAGACUUUGCACAAAUUCUUCCUGUGGUUCGAAAGGGUAAUCAAGGUACUACUAUAGCGGCCUGCUUGAAAAGCUCAUUUAUUUGGCCUAAGUUAACAAUCCUUUUAUUGCAUCAAAAUAUGUGGGUCAGAAACAGAAAUGAUGAUCGAGAUUUUGCAACUUGGUUAUCUCAUAUGUCCUACUCACCUGAGUGUCAAGGUACUAUCUCUCUUCUGGAGUUGAUUCUACUAUGCCCAACUUGCCUGAGUGUUAAGGUACUAUCUCUCUUCAUGUGUUCAUUCCACUAUGUAAUAUAUUAGAUAAACUGUGCAUACAUGUUUUACCAUGAGAGCUGUUACAGACAGCUCAUCACAACUCUGCUACCUUUACACGACGUGCAAUUUUAGCAAUGCGGAAUGACACAGUAUCUUCAGUCAAUGAGAAAGUACUUCAAGAGAUUCCUGGACCGGAGCAUAAGUACUUUUCAAUUGACCAUGCAGAGAGUAUUGGUGGUGAUGAAGGUGGAAAUAUAUUACCAGUUGAAUACCUUCAAAGCCUUAACCUUGCCUCACUUUCCCCAUUAAAACUUAAACUUAAAGUUGGUGUACCAGGUAUUUUGCUACGCAAUCUUUAUCCUAAAUAGAGCCUCUACAAUAGAACACGAAUGACUAUUACUAGAUUAGAAAGAUGGUGUAUUGAGGUAUGAAUACUAGGAGGUGAUUUUGAUGGAGCAGUUAAGGUUAUUUCUCGUAUUACUCUUUCAACAACUGCAGGUGAAAUGCCUUUUACACUUACUGGUAAUCAAUUUCCAAUUCGUUUAUCAUUUGCCAUGACAGUAAACAAGGCUCAAGGACAAUCACUGGAUGUUGUUGGAAUUGAUCUGCAUGAGCCAGUCUUUACACAUGGGCAACUUUAUGUUACACUUUCUCGAGUUACUACUCUUCAAGCGGCAAAAUCUUCACAGCUUACCGAUCAUGGACGUUCUACUCAGAAUAUUGUGUAUCCCGAAGUUUUAUUACAAAAU